CUUUGAUAGGAGAGUAAAUAGGUGCCAGAAGAUGCAAGAAUCGGACGUUGAUAGGUACAUCCGAGAGAGCAGCAAAAGUUACAAAAACUGUCGAAUUAAGAAUUCAGCCAGGAGGAAUUCCUUACAGAAGAAAACGAUGGGGAUAGAGUCAGAGAAAAGGUUGGCCCAGUCAGAGCUGUCUCGGGAGGAAAAACAACUUAGGGAACAUUUAAAGCAUAUGCAGAUUGACAAAAUGAAGAAUUACCUCGUUAAGAAAAUGAGAGAUAACUCUGUCGAACAAGAGGAAGAUUCAUCAGACGAUCAUAAUGACGUCACAGAACCUUAUGACCCAAAUACAUACCGGUUAACUCCUCUUUUAUACAGCCCGUCUCAAAACAGAAGAAACCCAAGCCACGAGGAACAAGGACGCCUUUAUGCCCAGAGGAGGUCAAGACGUGUUUCUAAGGAAUUUGAGGAUUUGAACAUGGACACAAAAACAGGCUCAUUGAAACAACCAUUUAAUGUAGCCAAGAGGGUUUUGUCCUCACAUACACGUGUGAAAUCUAGUAGUCUUAGUAAAAUUUCAUCCCCAAGGUUACAAAGAAGUUCAACAAGUCUCAGUUCACCAAGGACCCGGAAAACUUCUAGCGAUCACAGUGACGGAUCGUCAUCGACGUCCGCCAUUUCUUCCCUGGAGGAUCUCCAUUGGAUAGGGGAUCCGGAAGCUACCAAAUCUGUGAGACGGAACCGGAAGACAAGUGAAGAGCAACACUUAGAAUUUGAACUGAAGAGAUUAGCAAAAGAAAAAAGACCUGUCAUGAAAAAGAAUUCUAAAUGAUAG
This is a messenger RNA of Saccostrea echinata, 820 nucleotides long. RefSeq lists its product as uncharacterized. NCBI's taxonomy places the organism in Eukaryota, Metazoa, Mollusca, Bivalvia, Ostreida, Ostreidae. Bases 32 to 817 code for a protein of 261 amino acids. The transcript is spliced from 3 exons. The record is from RefSeq and is a predicted model, not a curated record.